Messenger RNA from Trifolium pratense (red clover), 2813 nucleotides. Its product is annotated as ATP-dependent zinc metalloprotease FTSH, chloroplastic. The coding region runs from base 565 to 2697 and encodes 710 amino acids. Gene Ontology annotation, cellular component: membrane; chloroplast thylakoid. Gene Ontology annotation, molecular function: ATP binding; ATP hydrolysis activity; metalloendopeptidase activity. Gene Ontology annotation, biological process: proteolysis. Lineage: Eukaryota; Viridiplantae; Streptophyta; Magnoliopsida; Fabales; Fabaceae. The record is from RefSeq and is a predicted model, not a curated record. The transcript has 5 exons.
AUAUGUUUCUUUUCUAUUCCCAAAACAUGCAGAAAAAAUCAGAAAAUGUUUUUCCAAUUUUUUUAGUGUAAAUUUUAAUGAGAUUUACAUUGAAAAAAACUUCGAAAAAUAUUUUUUGAAAUUUUCUGCGUAUAUUAAGGAUAGAAAAGAAACGUGGGAGGUGGGAAGAGAAAAAUUCCUCAUGUUUGUAAUAUACAUGCAGCUGAAGCAGCCACGACCCAAUAAACCGAGUGAUACAAACGGAUGCAGUCCAAGCCACGUCGAUAGAUAAGCACCACCCAAAUCUAUGGCAUGAAAUCAAGCACACUUUGUCUCUUACCACUGAUUCUUUCUAAUUCUAAAACUAAAAAACCAAACACGUAAUCUCAAUUUCACACUUCACACAAUUUAAUCACCACCAUCAUCAUCAUCAUAUAUUUAUACUCAACACAGUCAUUCUUUCCCCUUUAAUUAAUCACUUCCCCAAUUAUUUUCUAUUAUCCACACACUUCCAACAAAAUCUAGUUUAACGUUAGAUAGAACUAUAGUGUGUGAAGAAACAAAACAACACAACACAACACAACCAUGGCUUUCUCCACCACUUCCUUACUUUCCACAAACUUCUUAGGAGCAAGAAACAUUCCAACUCCCAAAACAACCAAACCAUCAAUUUCACUUCCAUUAUUCUUCAAAUCAACAAUCUUAAAUUCUCAAAAAUCAAACAAUGAUAAUUCAGAACCACUCAAAUCCGCUGCUGUAUCAGCUCUUAUAUUAUCCUCUAUGACUUUAAAUAUAACUCCGGUGGCUCUCGCCGCCGACAACAUCACACCACCACCACCACCACCGGUACUCGAAGCACAACCAAAUAAACUAAACCCUACAAAUUCAACUUCACCUUUCUCUCAAAACAUUUCACUCACAGCACCGAAACCACAAACUCAAUCUAUCACCGAUCUUCCCGACGGUAGUCAGUGGCGUUACAGUGAGUUUUUGAAUGCGGUAAAAAAAGGUAAAGUUGAACGAGUUAGGUUCAGUAAAGACGGUUCUGUCCUUCAACUAACCGCCGUUGAUGGACGGAGAGCAAACGUUACCGUUCCUAACGACCCUGAUUUAAUUGACAUUUUAGCAAUGAACGGCGUUGAUAUUUCCGUUUCUGAAGGUGAACAAGGUAACGGUUUGUUCAAUUUCGUUGGUAGUUUAUUGUUACCGUUCCUUGCAUUUGCGGGUUUGUUUUUGAUCUUUCGUCGUGGCCAAGGAGGACCCGGUGGGCCUGGUGGGCUUGGAGGGCCCAUGGAUUUUGGUAGAUCGAAAUCGAAGUUCCAAGAGGUUCCGGAAACUGGUGUUACUUUUGCUGACGUGGCUGGUGCUGAUCAAGCUAAGCUUGAAUUACAAGAAGUUGUUGAUUUCUUGAAGAAUCCUGAUAAGUACACUGCUUUAGGUGCUAAGAUUCCUAAAGGGUGUCUUUUGGUUGGGCCACCGGGAACAGGAAAGACGCUAUUGGCGAGGGCGGUAGCCGGUGAAGCUGGUGUGCCGUUCUUUUCGUGUGCGGCUUCGGAGUUUGUGGAAUUGUUUGUUGGUGUUGGUGCUUCAAGGGUUAGAGAUUUGUUUGAGAAGGCGAAGUCGAAGGCGCCUUGCAUUGUGUUUAUUGAUGAAAUUGAUGCAGUUGGGAGACAGAGAGGAGCUGGACUUGGUGGUGGGAAUGAUGAGAGGGAACAAACUAUUAAUCAGCUUUUGACUGAGAUGGAUGGUUUUUCUGGUAAUUCGGGUGUUAUUGUUUUGGCUGCUACUAAUAGACCUGAUGUUCUUGAUUCUGCAUUGCUUAGACCUGGAAGGUUUGAUAGGCAAGUUACUGUCGAUAGGCCUGAUGUUGCCGGUAGAGUUAGAAUUCUUCAGGUGCAUUCUAGAGGAAAAGCACUUGCAAAGGAUGUUGACUUUGAUAAAAUUGCUAGGAGAACCCCAGGGUUCACAGGGGCUGAUCUACAGAAUCUGAUGAAUGAAGCAGCUAUUCUUGCUGCCAGGCGUGACCUCAAGGAAAUAAGUAAAGAUGAGAUAGCGGAUGCACUUGAAAGGAUCAUUGCUGGACCAGAAAAGAAAAAUGCUGUUGUCUCAGAAGAGAAGAAGAAACUAGUAGCCUAUCAUGAGGCUGGCCAUGCUUUAGUAGGUGCUUUGAUGCCUGAAUAUGACCCUGUAGCCAAGAUAUCCAUUAUACCUCGUGGCCAAGCUGGUGGUCUCACCUUUUUUGCUCCCAGCGAAGAGAGGCUUGAAUCUGGAUUGUACAGUAGAAGCUACUUGGAAAAUCAGAUGGCAGUUGCUCUUGGAGGAAGGGUCGCCGAGGAGGUUAUUUUUGGCCAGGAAAAUGUCACCACUGGGGCAUCAAAUGACUUCAUGCAAGUUUCACGAGUGGCGAGGCAGAUGGUUGAGAGAUUUGGGUUUAGUAAAAAAAUUGGACAAGUUGCCAUCGGCGGGGGUGGUGGAAAUCCAUUCUUAGGACAACAGAUGUCAUCACAAAAAGAUUAUUCCAUGGCAACUGCUGAUAUAGUGGAUAAGGAAGUUAGGGAACUGGUAGAUAAAGCAUAUAUCAGGGCAACAACAAUUAUCAACACUCACAUUGAUAUCCUUCACAAGCUUGCUCAACUUCUCAUAGAGAAAGAAACAGUUGAUGGUGAAGAGUUCAUGAGUCUAUUUAUUGAUGGAAAAGCAGAAUUGUUUGUUCAAUAAUAAUGUUACACGCAAGACACAUACUCAUCAUGUUUGUACUAUAAGAUACACUUAAACAUUUACACUGUAAGAAUCAGUUAAAUAUUUAUCAAAUUAAGGUAAAAAUUUGCACAUAA